Molecule: messenger RNA, 1425 nt
Organism: Paramecium sonneborni
Lineage: Eukaryota; Ciliophora; Oligohymenophorea; Peniculida; Parameciidae
Source: the annotation of a GenBank genome assembly
AUGUAUAUUGAUCCAGCAGAUACUAAAGCAUGGGCUCAAGAAUUAAAUGAGUAUUAAAAUCAUAUUAUAAAUAGGUAUUAAAACAAUCGCAAAUUGAAAUUAGACUUUACCAAACCCAAGAUUUUUACUCAAAAAGAAAUGAAAUUGAAAUAAACUGAAUUCAAUCCAGUUUUGCAAAAUUAUCAAAAUAUUGAAAGAGAUGCAAAUGAAAAAGAUAAAGAUUUUUAGAAAGCGUCUACUUUAGCAUAAAAAAAAAUGGUAACUAAAAAUAAUUUUUAUAUUUAUAGGAAAUGGUGAAAAAAUAUUUACAUGAAUAUGAUUUAGUAAACUUAGAACCAGUAAAAGGUAUAGAAAGACCAGAUGAAAGAGAUAAAACUAAAUAAUGUCUUGUAAUUUUAAUUUAAUUAUAAUAGUUACCACCCAAUUUUAAUGAUUAUAAUAUUAUUACCAAUGAAAAAAAAAGUGAAGAACAUUAUAAAAAUAUGAAAGUUAUUGUUUAAAAGAAAGUACAUGAAAAACCUGUUAUCAAUAGAAAUAAAAGAGACUUUAAUAUUAUUACAAAUAAGUAUAAAAGAUCAAAUAUAUUUUUUAUUAUAGAUAUCUUGAAAAUCAUGAAAGUAAAUAAUUAGAAAAAGAACAUGCUAUUGUCAAUGAAAUUAAUGAGAAAUGCUAAAAAGUUAGAAAUUAUGAUAUAGUUUAAGGAGUUUAUUAUGAUGAAUAAAAGGAAGAACAAUAUUAAUAGUAUUUAAUCGCAUAAAAAUGAGGAAAUUAAAAUAAGAUCAAUAAUAACAUGGCAAACAUUUUAAUGAAAGAUUUCCUCCUUCUUGGAAAUUUAGAGAAUCUGUAUAUUUAGAUCAAACUAAAGAAAUACCAGAAGAAAUUAAAAUGAUUGAUGAAAUUAAUAGAAAUCAUAAAAAAAGAUUCGAAAUUAAACAUGUUUUAGAUAAUGAAUAUAGAGAUUAAGAUGUUUAAAAUUAAAUUAGAGCUUAAGAUAGAUUAAUUAAAAGACACAAAUAUGAAGAUAUGAUUUAAAAAUAUGAUAAAGGUAUUUUUUUCUAUCUAAUAAAAAUUAGAAUUCGAUAUUAUUACUUAAUAAAAACCAGAAAUUGAUCAUAUAGUUAAAGCUUUACCUGCAAAACCUCCUUUAAAUUCUUGGGAUAAAGUAUAAAUGACUAAAUCACCUUCUGAUGCUCCACUUAAAGAAAUCACUAUACCUGAGGGUAUUGAAUUCUCAAAUCAUGGAAAUUCACCUAAUCAUAAUUUAUAAGGAAGAGUUAGAUUCCCAUAAGUUUUAAAAUAACCAAGUGAGAAAUCACAAAAAUCUGCUCCAAAAUCUGUUACACAAUCUCAAAAAUCUAAUCCAGUUCAAACUGAAAUUAAGUCUGGUGGUUUUUUCUGAAUCAUAUUAAAAAAAUUAAAUUUAGG